CGCAAAAAGCUGCCAAGCACUCGCGCCGGAGCUGCAUUUGUGUAGAUUCGCAGCGAACGGACUCGUGCCAACCUCUGCGCCGCAGCCAGGCCCGAAAAAUCCAUCUAUAAAGUCUCGCAACGACUCAAAAAGCAGCGCACUCCCAGAGAGCCAGACUAGGAAGCAUAGCUGAGGAGAUGAUCUCCCUCCAGUCCAUGAAGCGCCCGCCCUCACCGCUGCAGCCGGAGCGCGAGUCCUCGUGGCGCGACUUCCGCGAAGCUGCAUCCGAGCGACGCAAACGCGCGAGACGACGACGGCUGGACGUGGCAUUCCUCGCGGUCGGGUGCGCGGCGGCCGAGCUGCCGGCGGGCGCGGCGCCGGCGCUAUUGCCCGCGCUGGCGGCGUGCGGCGCGACGUUCGACGGGCUCUGCCUUGUUGGCGUCGCGCACCACGUGGGCGUCGCCGUCGCUGCCGCGGUGGGCGUCACGAGCGGCCGCAUUGCGUUGGGCGCCGUGGCGGUGGCCUGCGCCGUGCUCGCGGCCGCGCCGCUCGAACGAACCGAAUCGUCGACGCUCGCCGCGACGCUCGCCGUCGCGCGGUUGAUCGGCGGGUUUUCCGCACGCGCUGCUGCUGAUGGCCUCGGCGCGCGCGUCUCCGCCGCGGCCGCCGCGGUUACGACCGACGCCGAUGAAGCGAACACGGCGUCCGCGGCGCGAAAAGCCGCCCUGAUCGCCGCCGCGGCCCCGACGCUCGGCGCCUCGCUGGCGUUCGCCAUCGCCCUCGUGUUCUCGGCGAGCCGCGCGUACGACGAUGAGAUCACGGCCAUGGGCACGUGGCGCUACGCCUGGAGCUUUUUCGGUCUCAUUGUGUGUGCGGCGACGGCGGCCCUGCCGGCACCGCCAGCGCGGCCGCGGGGUGCGAGCGAAUCGGAGACGUUGGGUGAGCCAGUCUCGCCCCCGGCGGCUCCGUCGCCCGUGGUCACGCGCGCGGCGGUGGCGGCCGUUACUUUGGACGCGGGCCUCCGCUGCGCAUCGCAUGUAGGAGUGGUCGUUGCCGCCGCGGCGUGGCCCGACGACCAAAUCCGAGGCGCCGCGGUGGCAGCGGCGGCCUACAUCGGCGCCGUGCCGCUUGGUGCUGCGAUUGGCGCCGUCGCGUUGCGCUGCGCGACCGCGCGCGACAAUCGACGAGCAAAUGCCACGGAGACCCAACGCCGCGGUAGGCUCUUCCGGCUCACCUUGCCGGCGUCGCCGCGCGCGGGCCGCUAUGGAUCCAUCCCAGCUCGAUGGAGAACGGCGACCGAGCUCCGUCUCGCGGCCGCGCGGCGCCGAGCGGCUUGCGUCGUCGCGAUCGUGUUUUGCGUCGCGGCGCUCGCCGUCGCGAGCCACGCUAGCGGCGCCGACGCGCGGACGGCCGCCGUUCUACUCGGUGCGGCCGUGGCCGUUGCAUGUGGCUCGUUGCCCGCGCUCGCAGUCCUCUGCGGGAACGCCAACCCGACGGCCUCGCCCGGGUCAGCGCUGCUGCGCGCUUUUCCUUUGUGUAUUGCGGGGCUCGUCAAAUCAGCCGCUGCUUCUCCAGACGCGAUUGCGACGGCCGCGACCGCUACGGCGGGCGCCGCGCUACGCUGGUUCCCAGGCUUCGCGGCCGCCGCGCUCGUUUUCGCGCUCUGCGCGAGGCAUCGAACGCCAGUCGUCGGACCGCCGAGUCCGCCGCGGGCGCCGCGGGGAUACGUCUCGUUCCCGAUCCCGCAGACUCCUGCGGCACCUUAA
Molecule: messenger RNA, 1745 nt
Organism: Pelagomonas calceolata
Lineage: Eukaryota; Pelagophyceae; Pelagomonadales; Pelagomonadaceae
Source: the annotation of a GenBank genome assembly